GAGCGUCUGCGCCUUCGUCACAGAGCAGCUCCCGAGUGAGAGGAAGGGACCUGAGAAGAGAGAGGGAGCGAGCGAUGGCAUAAGAGAGAGCUUAAUUCACUAUGGAUAACUCACUGACUGUGGACUGAUGUCUUCGCCACCUGGGGAUUUGUACAGCAUAUCUUUAAGAGUCCAACCAUUUGACAAUGAAUGUGAGGUCAUGCAAUAUGAGCCACCGGACAACAAGUACUCCUCACAGGCCUGGUAUGGUCAAUGGACAGCAGAUCCCACCUAUCAGAGUUCAUGCAGGAACUCCUUGCUCUUCAUCCAGUAGUAGCACCCCAAGCCCAGCUAUUGGAAACCUAUCUACAAACUCACAUUUAAAGAAAACUCUUGGAGGAGGUGUCACUCCUCAGAGCAAUGUUACCAAUAGCAAUAUUUACUUCCCUGCACUAAGUCCCAGGAGACCAAUGGUUACAAAUGGGAAGCCUUUAUUUCAAGUCCCACAACUUCCAGGGCUGCCGGCACCACAGUAUUUGAAGCCAAAGCAGCAAGACUAUGGAGACAGUUUAAUGACAAGCACAGUUACAGGGGGUCUUGCCUUUGGGCCUCGGUGCAAGUCCAUUGAAAAAAGCAGCUGCAACAAUUUAAUAGUCACCAACAGCCCAAUGAUGGUUCAGCGACUGGGACCUCUGUCUCCUCCUGCGCAACAGGUCUCAACAGCAUGCAACCAAAUCAGCCCUAGCUUACAGAGAACUAUGAAUGCUGCCAACCUGAAUUUACCUCCAUCUGAUACAAGAUCCCUUAUGUCACGAGAAUCUUUGGCAUCCACAACCCUGAGCCUGUCAGAAAGUCAGUCAAUACAUAGUGUCAAGCAAGAGUGGUUUCACGGCUACAGGAUUUUUCCUUCUCUUCCUUCUAACCAAGGCUCGCAAAAUGGCAGUGAGCUAGGGGACAUCACAACUGUCACAUCUGGGAUGUCCAUGUCCAACAACGUAUCUAGCUCAUUGCCAGCUUACUUGUUUGGUGUGGAAAACAACUAUUCACCUUAUUCUAGUCCUCACCAUUCUUCAGCCAGGUCUCAUUCAGCCAAAAAGAGGGCCCUGUCCCUGUCCCCUUUAUCUGAUGGAAUUGGGAUCGACUUCAAUACAAUCAUCCGUACAUCCCCCACUUCUCUUGUCGCUUACAUAAAUGGGUCCAGAACAUCUCCAUCAAACAUCUCCCCUCAAUCUGAGGUCUAUGGACAUUUCUUGGGAAUAAGAGGAAGUUGUAUUCCCCAGACUUGCUCUAUUCCCAAUCCUCAAAAAAGGCUUCUUGUGGCUAAUGGCAAUGUUGCCCUUCCAGGUUACAGUGAAAGUGGAAAUGCUGAAUACCAGCGCAUGCAACAAUUGGAGCAAAACAGCCUACAGACAGCAGUUACAAACAACAUGGUGGUUCAACAAGGUAUAUCUCUAGCAGAUGGCCAAUCUGUGGGCAUUUUAAAAUGUGGGCGUGUGGAUGAUGUCUCUGGGAAUGCAACUGACAUGCCAUCUACUUCUCCACUGGCUUCCCUUGUUCUUCCUGCACCACAUGGUCCACCACCCCCAUACCAUGCGCAUCAGCAUGACCUGAUAAACCAUUCCCACCAGCUUCCCUUAGCACCAUCUGUCCAAGGCCCUCUCUUAGAUGAGGAUGGUGAACUGGAUGAGUUUAAUGGCAAGCACUUCUGUCGCUGGAUAGACUGCAGUGCUACUUAUGACCAGCAAGAAGAUCUUGUGCGGCACAUAGAAAAAAUUCACAUAGACCAGAGGAAAGGAGAAGAUUUCACUUGUUUCUGGGCUGGGUGCCCCCGAAGAUACAAGCCAUUUAAUGCCCGUUAUAAACUGCUGAUUCACAUGAGAGUGCAUUCAGGGGAGAAGCCAAACAAAUGUACGUUUGAAGGCUGCAAGAAGGCCUUUUCUAGACUAGAAAAUCUCAAGAUUCACUUAAGGAGCCACACUGGAGAAAAGCCUUACCUUUGCCAGCAUCCAGGCUGUCAGAAAGCAUUCAGUAAUUCCAGCGACCGAGCCAAGCACCAGAGGACACACCUGGACACUAAACCUUAUGCUUGCCAGAUUCCUGGAUGCUCCAAACGUUACACAGAUCCUAGUUCUCUAAGGAAACAUGUCAAGGCCCACUCUUCCAAAGAUCAGCAGGCCAGGAAAAAGUUGCGUUCAAGUACAGAGCUUGACCAAGACAUUCUCAAUGACUGUCUCACUAUUCAUCCUCUCCAGCCACCUUCAUCUCCACAUGAUGCUUUGGACAGCACUGUCAGACAAUCACCAGGACCUGUCCAUGACAUUUACACAGCUGCACUGUUCUCGAAUACUCACUCAAGUCGAAAUGGAACUGCUACGGGCUCUGGGCCCCCAUCACACUCUAUGAGCCUCACUUCACCGGGGCACAACAUGCAUGGCAGCCCACACAACCCACCAAACCAAGUGCCCCCUCUUAGAAUAGGGGACUCAGGAACUGAGAGAUUUUCAGCUUCUGCUUCUUUUUCUCCUGAUCAUAUGAGCCCCAGCAGAAUUCCUGCUCCACCUCCUUUGAUGCAAAAAAGGAUGUCACAGCCUUUCAAUAUCCAGCAACUUGGAGGAACCCAUUUCAAAGCAUAUGAGUCAUUAACAAACCCAUCUUUUCAGCCAAACAGCAUCCAAAUCCAAGGUGUUUAUGGGCAGCUGCAAACAUUCUGUUCCCCACAUUAUGCUGACAACCAGAGAAAUAUACAACAUGGUGGAACUUGCAAUAUGAUCCCUCCUUUCGAAGACUGCCUUGUACCCACAUCUGUGGGUCAGGCAGGUUUUGAUGUUUUCCACAGAGCAUUUUCAGCACAUUCUGGCAUUACAGUUUAUGAUCUUCCAUCAGGCUCUACAGGGAUCUUUGGUGAUUCAUUGCACAAUGGGACUGAGGACUCAAGUUUCCUGCAAAUAAAUGCUGUAGAUCGUUGCCCUAGUCAACUUUCUUCAGUUUAUACUGAAGGCUGAAGAAGAAGAUGACGACACUCCUGCAUCUAAUUCCAAUCAGUACCACUCUGUUAUAGAUAAACUUUUAUUGGUCAGGACAAGUGCUAAAGGUAUUGCUCAAGAAAGGAAGAAAAUACUGUUAGAAAGUACGCACCUUCACAGAUGCAGCUAAUAAAUAUAAGGGGCUUGGGUGGGGAAAAGCUGGUUAAAACUUGCCAAAGUGUGAACAGUUGCUUCUUUAAUUCAGCCUUUUCUGUGGCAAAACCUCAUCUCAAAGGGAAUGACUAAGAAAACUACUGCUUUAUAUGUUUUAAUAUGAAAUGUUGGAAUUUUCACAACAGUUUGUAGAAAUCCUCUACAGGAACUCUGUAGAAAUUCGCAAUUUUUUUUAAAGCAAAAGGAUAAUGAGCCUGUUUGGUGCUUUAGAAGAGCCUAAGCAUGCAAUCUCACAGGAAAGGGGGACUAAGAGGAAAGAGAUUUUUCAGACUUGCCAUAGCACCAGUUGGAGGUGGUGGUAGCAACAUUUUGGAAUCGGGGAACAAUGGUUCCCUUUUUAACAACACAAAUACAGUUGUCUAUGGAUUCUUAGCAGUAAUGCAUUGGAGAGAAUUGAUCCUACUUGAUAUUGAAUAAUGCUUUAUAAUUUAACUAAUAUUUAUAUUCCAUGUGUAGAAUUCUGUAUAGAGAGUUUAAAAGCCCAACACAAACAUUUAGAAUUAAUUUUCCCUAUUAAUGUUUGCAAAUACUUCAAGCCAUUUCCAGCAGACUUCACUGGGUCUUGAUGUUCAUACAAGGAAGGGAAGGGUGUUCAGUACUGCUGCCAGAAAAGUUAAAGCGCUCAACAUUACCCUGCUGUAUCCCACAUGCAAGCUUUAUCUGCAAACUACAUGUGAUGUGGGUGAGCUUCCAGUAUCCUUUUUUUAGCCUUAAAAUGAGAUGCAGGUGGCUGGGGUAAUUGCAAUUGGUGAUGUGGUGCUAGGAGAAGAGUGCUCACCUCCUUUCCCCACUCUGUCUCCAAAGAUAAUCCACCCCCCAUCUCCUGCUGCUAUUAGCCAUGCAAGGGGAAAAAAUAAGUACAGUGAAGAUACCUUUCUUUUCACCCCAUCCCAGCUAACAGCAGCCUCAGGGAAGGAAGGAUUCCAUAGAAGAAAUGCAAAAUGGGGCAAAGUUAGACACACACACCCAGGUCUCCCAACAUUGUAGUCCUGGCCCACAUUGCCCCCUCCAUUUGUUCACCAAUUUCUUGUGUCAUGUGUUCAGGCCGUAGCAUAUUCUGUGAUAGUGUCUCUGUAAGGCAUCCCCUUCAUGGCUUUGUCCCUCAUAUAUUCUGUAGGAUUCUCCAGAUAUAGCUAUUAUUCUGUCUGUUAAUAUUUAACAUGCUGUAAAUAUAGUAGGUUAGUAUUUACAUCGUUCUUAAAUCUAUGACUUUACUUCUUUCUUACUUUCCUAAAAAUGGCAUGCAAGGUGUUAAAUCCAUCCCCAAAAUAAAUCAUAUUGCUGAUCUUCUUUCUUGUAUAGUUGUAAGCAAGUGUGGCCAGUAGAAAAUGAAUGUUUAGAGUCAAGAUAUGGCCUUUGUCAUAGUUACAUUAUUAUAUAAUUAAAAUGGCAGCUUUCUUUGUGCAGUAUGUAUUGCAGGCCAUUCAUUUGUAUUGCGGCCAAAACAUUUCAGCAAUUUCUAAAUGUGCGUAUUUCUUGUUAAUAGCAUGUUACCACAGAGGAACAAAUGUGAUGAUGCCAAAAGCCAAAGGAAUUAAUGCACUCAAAAUUUAGUGAGGAUAAAUAGAAGAGUUUUUUAAAUCUCUUCUAUUUAUCCUCACUAAGCAAACCUCCAAAAACUAAACCGUUAGUCUGAAAAAUCAAUAAUUUAAACCAAUCAACUCUGUACAUUUAUGGAUGUGCUGCAUUCACAUAUUAAAACUAUUUUCAGGCACCCCAAGAUCUGUGAGUGAACUUGACAUGAUAGAAGAUAGAGGGAUGCACUUGCUGAAGUGUGGAAGUUAUAUAGCUUACAGUGGGAGACCAAUGAGUUGGCAGUGGUAAAAAAAACCUUCAGUCAGGUUAAUAUAUGGAAAUGGAUUGCCUUCAAGUCAAUCCUCACCUAUGGCGACCCUUUGAAUUGGGUUUUCAUGGUAAACGGUAUUCAGAGGUGGCUUCACCAUUGCCUUCCUCUGAGGCUGAGAGGCAGUGACUGGCCCAAGGUCACCCAGUGAGCUUCAUCGCUGUGUGGAGAUUCGAACCCUGGUCUACUACAGGCCGUAGUCCAACACUCUAACCACUACACCACACUGGCUCUCAAGUUCAUAUGUGCAGCCUAUUAAAAACGAACAGCUUUGAUAGUGCCAGAUACUUCCUUUUUGAGGGCUGGAGAAUGGAUUCCUGGCUCCUUUUUCCUCAGUCCUCUAUGAUGAGUUCUGCAAAGCUGGCCAUAUCAGCCAUCUAAUCAACAUAGUAAAUAGACACAAGCAGAUCCUUGUAUGCAGCAGCACACAUACCACCUAGUGUUGCACAGAUUAAAGCAUUUGAAUUUGGGUUUAACAUCUUAAAAAAUAAGGUGAGGUUCUAUUUAUUUUGUUAUGAAGUAGAAUCUGGAAAAUUCUGUAAAGUUCUCAAAUGAUUAUGCUUGAUAGCUUAAAAAUAGAUGAUAAUUAUACCAUGGAAUUUAUGGAUCCAGGAAAGAACAGCUGUGGACAGACAGAAGCCAAAUUCAUACCUAGCUCAUUAUGCUGAAACUUUACAAGGCAUGUUUUGAUUUAUUAGAGCUAAGGACUUGAAAAAAUAUUUUUCAAAAAGACAUGUCAUGUUGCCAUGGCAUCUGUGACACGUACAAACAUGGGCUCAUUUUCACUGAAAUGGGUCUAAUGUCUUCAAUAUAGUGCCAUCAGGGAAAGACUUCAUGGGCAGAGCUCCAGGGCUCCACCAGCAGAAAUAGCAACAGGGCCCCCAGCUAUAACAGAGCUGCCUUAUCAUAUUUUGAGGUAUGUGAAGUUAAUCAAUCAUCUUAAAGUGAACUAGCCAUUCUCGUGUAAAGCAUAGAGAAAUGAGCUGUUUAUCAGAUAUGUGGCCUCUGUGCUUAAUUAAGCUGCCAUGACCUUAUGGGAUCCUUUUUUUAUUACGGUGCAAUCCUAUACAUAUUUACCCAGAAGUUAGCCUCAUUGACUUCAGUGGGACUUACUCCCAGUUAAGUGUUUAUAAGGUGUCUGUAGGCCAGGUGUCACACCCUGCUCCUCCUCUGAAGAGUUCAGAGCAGCUUACAUAUAGUCCCCAUGUGGUCCCAUCCAAGCGGUACUCAAGCCCAAGCUUGCCUCGGAGUGGAACUGUAUCUGCUGUUCUGUAGUCCGCACAUCUGAGGGUUCACUGCUCUGCUAGAAGAAUUCACUCUUAUUUGCAUACCAGAAUGCACAGAUUCCACAACUCAUCUUGCCCUACUCCAAUUGGUUUGUUGAAAAGAGAAUUGUACAUUACUAAAUUUAACCGGGAAUUGUCGCGUUACAAAGAAGGUGCUUCAUUUUUUGAUAGCUGGAUAAUAUUGCCUGUUUAAAGGGAUUCAGUUUAAACUAUGUAAACAUGUAGAUAGUAAAACACAUUGAUGUAUACUAGCUUAUAGCUUUCCCUCUUCUCAGAAAAGGGCAACACUGCACUGUCAUGUUGUAGAAGCAAUUAGCUCCCACUGCACUUUUAUAGCCUCCAGGUUUCUUCUGUGUGCAGCAGAGUGAAAACUUCCUCACACAUAUCAUACCAUUGCAGGAUAAGAAGAAAAUCACUACUGGUUUUGUACUGUUUUAGUUCCUUCGCUACCACCUUCUAGACUCUUGCAUGAGGAUAAAGGCUCCUUGGAGGCUUAAGAAUAAGCAAAUUUUCUCUCAGGCUGGGCUAAAUCAGGAGAUGGGAUUGCCCAUCUUCACCGUUCCUCACCCUCUGACAAAGUCUUUAUAUCCAUCCUAGGGAGAAAUGUACACUGGAGUUCACAUGUACCUUCAAACAGAAUUUUAUAUCAGAAGUCACCUACUCUGGUUUACUUGUGUCUGUUGCAGAAGUGUGGUAAUGUCAGUACUGUUAUUAUCAUUCCAUUAUUAUAGGAUUUAAAAAAGCAAUUAAUUGUAUUUUUACCAUGCCAUUUUAUUGCAGCAUCUUUUUAUCUGCAAAAAACCCAACCCCAGCACUUUUAUGUGUGUGUUUUUUAAAAAAAGAAUAGAUAAAUCAAAGAAAUGAGUUAGUUAACAAGAGUGUUGUGGUCAUUUUAUACACAAAGUAGAGCAUCACGUGGUGUGAUGUUGCUCAUGCAAAGCACUUUGGUGGGAGAUGAUGGCGGUGGAAAUAUGUUUUCUAUCUAUCUCACAUUUUCUUGUAUAUAUUUAUAUACGUUCCUCCUCUUAUAGAGUUGAAUCCCUUAUACCAUAUUGUAUAUCUGGCUGAUUUUACUAUAGUUGGCAUAUAUCUGUUGCAUACUGUAAGGCCUAAAAAGA
Molecule: messenger RNA, 7423 nt
Organism: Rhineura floridana
Lineage: Eukaryota; Metazoa; Chordata; Lepidosauria; Squamata; Rhineuridae
Gene: GLIS3
Product: GLIS family zinc finger 3
Exons: 11
Coding region: 186-2981 (931 amino acids)
Biological process (GO): regulation of transcription by RNA polymerase II
Cellular component (GO): nucleus
Molecular function (GO): RNA polymerase II cis-regulatory region sequence-specific DNA binding; DNA-binding transcription factor activity, RNA polymerase II-specific
Source: RefSeq, a predicted model, not a curated record